This is a messenger RNA of Puntigrus tetrazona (Sumatra barb), 7097 nucleotides long. It is a transcript of the gene insrb, whose product is annotated as insulin receptor b. Gene Ontology annotation, molecular function: insulin receptor activity; insulin receptor substrate binding; phosphatidylinositol 3-kinase binding. Gene Ontology annotation, cellular component: axon; membrane; insulin receptor complex. The transcript has 21 exons. NCBI's taxonomy places the organism in Eukaryota, Metazoa, Chordata, Actinopteri, Cypriniformes, Cyprinidae. Bases 1164 to 5216 code for a protein of 1350 amino acids. The record is from RefSeq and is a predicted model, not a curated record. Gene Ontology annotation, biological process: glucose homeostasis; multicellular organism development; protein autophosphorylation.
UCGCUCCGCGCCGGACUCCGCUCCGCGGCCCCGCUCCGCGUUUUGCGGCGCGCCGCCGCUCUGCCCCAGCUGACUGGCAGUACUUGUUUACUGGUGGAGGUACACAGGGAGAGACGAGAGGGGGAAAACCAUACCGCCGACAACACGAGAGAAGUUUUUUUUCCCCACUUUCAGCCCGUUCCCACGCCGACGAGUUCGUCGAAGCCGCGCGCCGGGGUCUCGCGGACGGAUCCGGGCGGUUUCGUGGUCAGGCCGGACACGCGUUGGACGCCGCUCUUGUUGAUUAACGUGGAAGAUUAAAACGCGACGCGGCCGCGACGCGCGCACGCUCACACACUUCUGGAGCAUUGUGCUGGAAGCGAAGGCUUUUAGGGGAACAUCCAGGUUUUUUAUUGGGCUCUGGACGCUUUGUGUUUACCCAGACGCGUGCGGAUGUUUGAUACCAGGGCACGGUGGAUUUUUUUUGGUCAGUAGAGGAGCAAAAAAUUAUUUUUUGGUGCGUGUGCGUGCGGAGAUGAGGAGAUGCCCGUUUUUUACAGGAACAUUUGGCAGUGCGUGAAACGACCUGUGGAAUAACGCCUAUUUAUUUAAUUGUUUUGCUUCUUCCUUAAAGAGGCGUUAAAAAGAUUUUUUCGACUGUUGGGAAGCGUUCGUUGUAAGCAUUCGGGAUAUUUUUUUUUACUGCGUGCUGUUAUUUUCCUAACACGUUUUUCGAGCCCAAAACGGGGGUAUGAAAAAGUUGCGAUGCGCUGUACCCUUAAGGGUACCUCAUUCCUAGAAGUGUGGGAUUGAUUCCGUGGAAGAAAUGCAUGGACGUUUUUCAUGCUUGAUCUACUGAACGCAAAGAUGAAUCCGAGAAACCGUUCAAAAUGAUGCUCGUCCACUUAUUUUUCACGAGGGUGCAAGAUCAUGUUAUUUAACGCUCGUGCUGUGCAGGCGACGACUACUUAAACUGAACGUUAUCUUCGACCGAAGCACGCCGGACCCCUGGGUCCCCUUCUUGGGGGGUCUCGUUUAAGUCGUCCCUGACUUUUUUUUGGGCCUGGAUAUAAGAUAAUUAAGGUUUUGUUUUUGUCCCCUCGCUCCACGGCCGUUUUUUUUAUUUGGACGCACCAGAGGUGGAUUUAAUUUCCCAAGAAAACUAAAACGUGUCGCGGAGCAUAAUGCGGCUGGACACAUCUGUGGUUGUUUUGGUCACUUUCGCCUACAUCUCGUGUUUCUGCGGAUCGCUACGUGGAGAAAUUUGUCCCAGCACGGAUAUUCGCAACAAUGCGACCCACCUGCGUGUUCUGGAGAACUGCACGGUGAUCGAGGGCCACCUGAAGAUCCUGCUCAUGUUCAAGCCCAGACUGGAGGACUUCCGGGGCUUGAGCUUCCCCAAGCUGGUCGUGAUCACCGACUUCCUGCUCCUCUUCCGCGUCUACGGCCUGGAGAGCCUGGGCGACCUCUUCCCGAACCUCACGGUCAUUCGUGGCAACAACCUCUUCUUCAAUUACGCCCUGGUCAUGUUCGAAAUGAUCCAGCUGAAGGAGAUCGGCCUCCACAGCCUCACCAACAUCACGCGAGGAGCGGUACGCGUCGAGAAGAACCCCAACCUCUGCUAUCUGUCCACCCUCGACUGGUCCAAGAUCUCCGACUCGGUGGAGGACAACUACAUAGUGGCUAACAAAGAUGAGCGGGAGUGCGGCGACAUUUGCCCGGGUACCAUCACGGGGACAAUAACCUGCAAACAGACCACCAUUAACGGGAAUUUCGGCGAGCGUUGCUGGAACCAGUACCAUUGCCAACGAAUCUGCCCUUCCGAAUGCGUCCACGGUUGUACCCCCCACAAGGAGUGCUGUCACGACCAGUGUCUGGGCGGCUGUUCCGUGCCAGGAAACUCGACCAAAUGCGUGGCUUGUCGCAACUUCCUGUUCGGCGACACCUGCGUGGAGCGCUGCCCGCCGGGCUACUACACCUUCAAGGGAUGGCGCUGCGUGUCCUUCCAUUUCUGCCAGGACCUCCACAACCAGUGCAAGGGCAAGAGCGGCGACUGCCACGAAUACGUCAUCCACAACGGAGCCUGUAUCCCAGAAUGCCCGUCUGGAUACACCACCAUGAACUCUACCUCGUUGAACUGCACGCCGUGCACCGACCGGUGUCCCAAACUGUGCACUGGGACGAAGACGGUGGACUCGGUCACCGCCGCUCAAGCUCUGCGAGGCUGCACGGUGCUCAACGGCAGUCUGACCAUCAAGAUCAGCAAAGGAAAUAAUAUCGUGGCGGAGCUGGAGUCUAGUCUGGGUCAGCUGGAGGAGAUCACGGGCUAUCUGAGCAUCCGCCGAGCCUACGCUCUCGUCUCGCUCUCCUUCCUCCGCAAGCUGCGCGUCAUUCACGGAGACACACUGGAGAACGGGAACUUCUCGUUCUACGCCUUUGACAACCAGAACCUGCGGCAGCUGUGGGACUGGAACAAACACAACCUCACCAUCCUCGGCGGCAAGAUGUACUUCGGCCACAACUCCAAGCUCUGCAAGUCUGAGAUCCACCGGAUGCAAGAAGUGACCGGGACAAAGGCCCGGGAUACCGAAAUCAGGAUCCCGGCGUACGCGGACCUGGCCUUAUGCGACAACCAAGUUCUUAAUUUCACGCUGAUCCGUACGAUGUCCGACAAAAUCCUCAUUAAGUGGCAAGCGUUCUGGCCCUCGGACUUCAGAGACCUUCUGGGGUUCAUGGUCUUCUACAAGGAAGCUCCCUUUAAGAACGUGACUGAAUACGACGGGCAGGACGCCUGUGGCUCUAACAGCUGGGCGAUCGCAGACGUGGAGCCUCCCGAACGCAGCUCCGAGGGCAAAGGUCAGAGCGAUCCGGGUCUGCUCAUCAUGCCCCUGAAGCCCUGGACCCAGUAUGCUAUCAUGGUGAAGACCCAGCUCGCCGCCUCCGAUGACCACCUCGUCCGAGGAGCCAAGAGCGAGAUCAUCUACGUCCGCACCAAUGCCACCCGACCCUCUGUACCCCUGGACCCCAUUUCCUGGUCCAACUCCUCCUCCGAGAUCAUUCUGAAGUGGAAACCGCCCUCGGACCCCAACGGCAACAUCACACACUACAUCGUUUACUGCCAGAAGCAGGACGAGGACAUCACGCACUACAAGUUCGACUACUGCCAGCAAGGGAUGAAAGUGCCGUCCCAUACGCCGACGCAUCACAACAUCGAAGAAGACCAGAAGUGGAACCAAACCGAGGUGCCCGACCAGAAGGGCCGCUGCUGCGCCUGCCCCAAAACAGAGACGCAGCUGAAGAAGGAGGCCGAAGAGACAGAGUUCCGCAAGACCUUUGAGAACUACCUCCAUAAUGAAGUGUUUGAACCCAGACCCCAUCGGCGGCGGCGCUCAGUUGGCGUGGCCAAUGCUACUUUGCCUAAUUUCUCAAGCACAUUGUCCAGCCUGCCCAACUUUUCCACCAUGUCAAGCCCAGAGAAGGACAAGAGUCAGAAGUUGGAGUUCAAAGCCAACUCCAAAGAGUUCAUGGUCAUCUCCAACCUGGUCCACUUCACCAGCUACCAGAUCGAGAUCCUGGCCUGCAACCAUCCCAUCGAUCAGAACCGCUGCAGCAUGCCGACAUACGUCAACGCCCGCACCCUGCCUGAACUAAAAGCUGACAACAUCGUUGGGCAUGUGACUCACGAGUUCUUCCCAGACGAACCAGAAUUUGUCUACAUCAAAUGGCAGGAGCCGAGAACACCCAAUGGCAUGAUCAUACUGUAUGAAGUCAAAUACAUGAGAAUGUCGGAUAACUAUGAGGAUCAAAUAUGUGUGUCUAGAAUCGUUUAUGAAAAAAUGAACGGCUAUCGGUUACGAGUAGGGCAUCCUGGGAAUUACAGUGUGAGAAUACGUGCCACUUCCCUGGCCAGCAACGGCUCCUGGACGGAGCCUGCAUACUUCUUUGUUCAAGACAGGGAUAUGAACAUGAAAGUCAUCAUCGGCCCGCUUGUCUGCCUCAUUGUACUGGUGUUUCUGGUCAGCACGGUCUUCAUUUUCGUCAGGAAGAAACAAACUGAAGGACCAACUGGCCCUCUGAUUGCUUCCUCGAACCCAGAAUAUAUAAGUGCGAAUGAUGUGUAUAUCCCAGACGAAUGGGAGGUGCCUCGGGAGAAGAUCAGCGUUUUAAGAGAACUCGGUCAGGGAUCGUUUGGAAUGGUGUACGAAGGCAACGCUAAAGACAUCGUCAAGGGCGAACCGGAUACACGAGUGGCCGUUAAAACCGUCAACGAGUCGGCGAGCCUGCGCGAGAGGAUUGAGUUCCUCAACGAGGCUUCGGUCAUGAAAGCCUUUAGCUGCCAUCACGUGGUCCGCUUGCUUGGUGUGGUAUCUAAGGGGCAACCGACAUUGGUCGUCAUGGAACUGAUGACACACGGAGAUCUGAAAAGCUACCUGCGUAGCCUGAGACCUGAUGCUGAGAAUAACCCAGGUCGCCCGCCGCCAACCCUGAAGGAGAUGAUCCAAAUGGCAGCUGAGAUAGCAGAUGGCAUGGCGUACCUCAACGCUAAGAAGUUCGUCCACAGAGACCUCGCUGCCAGGAACUGUAUGGUGGCUGAUGAUUUCACUGUGAAAAUUGGAGAUUUUGGCAUGACGCGAGACAUCUACGAGACCGAUUACUAUCGAAAGGGAGGAAAAGGCUUAUUGCCUGUAAGAUGGAUGGCGCCAGAGUCCCUAAAAGAUGGCGUUUUUACCGCUCAUUCAGACUGCUGGUCUUUCGGAGUGGUGUUAUGGGAGAUCAGCACGCUUGCCGAGCAGCCUUACCAGGGACUGUCCAAUGAGCAAGUGCUCAAGUUUGUCAUGGACGGGGGCUACCUGGACAGACCGGAGAACUGUCCAGAGAGAAUGCACAACCUCAUGCAGAUGUGUUGGCAGUACAACCCGAAGAUGCGGCCCACCUUCCUCGAGAUCAUCGAGAUGAUCAAGGAGGACCUGCACCCUACUUUCCAAGAGGUCUCGUUCUUCUACAGCGAGGAGAACAAACCUCCCGAGAGCGAGGAGUUCGACAUGGACUUCGAGAACAUGGAGAGCAUACCACUGGACCCCUCAUCCUAUUCCCAGCGCGAGGAGAGCCUCAGUAGAGACAACGGCCCCUCGGUGGGCCUACGGGGCAAUUACGAGGAGCACGUGCCCUAUACGCAUAUGAACGGUGGAAAGAAAAACGGCCGAAUUCUGUCUCUACCCAGAUCUAGUCCGUCCUAACAUUCGCUUCAGCUUUUUCUCUUCGUUUUUUUUUUUUUUUAUUUUUAAGAAAAGUUUUUAAAUGCGUUAUUUUUGCAGAGGCCCUUAAAAGAUACAGAUCUCAGGUCUUUUUUUUGUUGUCGUCGUCGUUGUUGUUUUCGUCUCACGGCUACACUAGUAGGGUCACAACGAAAACGGACGUUAUUUCGCCCGUCAUCCGACGCACCAUUCGCUUUCUGACACUUUUACACUUUUGCCAAGUUUCCAAGACAGUUUGGUUGGGAGGUGGGGAAAAGCAAACUGUGAACAUGACUAAAUCAACCAGAAAAGCUGCUUCGGCUACGCCACCUCAAAGUCCACUUCCUUCUCCCUUUGGAUGCGUAUUUCCUGUCUCUUUCUCUAUUUUUUAUUCAGUGGAAAUCUUUUAAGAUAGUGGCCUUUUAUUAAGUGGCCUAUAAAAAGAGAAGCGUCUAUCGAUGCUUGUGUUAAUUUCUUUAGAACAAUGACUUUACAGUGUGGAACUAUGGGAUGGCUUAUUCUUUUAGAACAAACCUUUGUUUUGUAGAGGAAUGACUUUUAUUUUGUCCUGGAGAAUUCCUGAAUUCACUUAGAUGAUAUUCACGUGGUGUUCUGGUGAAUGAGGUUUAACUUAUUUGCUUUAUUUUUAUUUUUUUUUCUCUGAGCUUUUUACUCCUGUGUCCUUUUUUACUGGCUGAAGGAUAUUUAACGAAUUGGACAAAAGAGUUCCUCAGACUGACCAAUAGCUGCUGCUCUGAUAUAUAGUGGGUAUUUGAUUUUAUAUAUAUAUAUAUAUAUAUAUAUAUAUAUAUAUAUAUAUAUAUAUAUAUAUAUAUAUAUAUAUAUAUAUAUAUAUAUAUAUAAUAUAUAAUAUUUUAAAUAUUGAUUGGUAUCAGUAUUUUAAAUACUAUUCACAACAUCUGAACUUUUGUACAUAAUUGUAAUGUCUUUUUCUAAUGUCUUCAUCAGCUUUGCUUAUACAAUAUUUUUUGCAACUGUCUCUUUUUACGAGCUGUUUUUUUUUUUUUUUAUGUCUAACCAAAAAAUACUCGCGUUCCUUAACGCUUAAGUUGACUCACAGUGAUGUCCCAGCGCGCAGCGGGGAGCCUUUUAGUUUUUGGCCCAAACUCGACGCAUUUCAUUUAGGAAUAAUUACAAUCAUAUUAAUAUUAACACGAUCGCUCCGUUCAAGGGAAGACACGUUUUUCAGAUUUUCUGUCAUCAAUUGGAUUUUGUAGAAUGCUCCUCCCAUUUACUUUUUUUGGGGAUUCCGAAAGCUGUCGUGGAGAAUGUUUUGGAGCGUUCUGUUUGUUUGGAAUACGAGAGGUUGUUUUUGGCUUGAUUUACCUGAUUUUUCAGGUGCGUUUAGGAUGUUGUUGUGAAAGACGCGCUUUGCAGAGGGAUUUUAGGCGGUUCGGUUUUCGACAGCAGAAAUAUCCCACCUGGUAAUAUCUCGAUUGGAUCAUUUAAACAUUCCUGUAAUUUUUCCCUAAACUGUUAAAGUAUCAAAGGUGAGUGUAGUUUUCGCAAAAUAACGACGUUUACGCUCCGGUUCUGAGAAAGACCACAUGGAAGGUAAACUUCCUUUCUUCAUUAGAACGAUGGCGCUUUUCCCCCAAAAUAAUCCUUUAAAGAAAAAAGCAGACAGCUUUCGUAGGCAGAUGCUCAAUUCCUCAACUUUUGUGCCUUCUCCGAUCGCCAGAGGCAAGAGAGAUGGCGCUUUUACUGGAUCUUGCUUGCUAUCAUCAAAAUGUGCGCAUUUCUUGUGUGCGCGCGCGCGUGUAUAUUUGUGUGUAUGUAUAUUUAUUUGUGGAUAGUUUGGGAGGAAAAUGACAGAACGAGGCUUAAAUUCACACAUAAGCGUGUUUGCCUUUUUUUUUUUUU